Messenger RNA from Lachancea lanzarotensis, 810 nucleotides. RefSeq names its product LALA0S02e07360g1_1 (gene YIH1). Gene Ontology annotation, biological process: regulation of translational initiation. The transcript has a single exon. Gene Ontology annotation, cellular component: cytoplasm. Bases 1 to 810 code for a protein of 269 amino acids. Lineage: Eukaryota; Fungi; Ascomycota; Saccharomycetes; Saccharomycetales; Saccharomycetaceae. The record is from RefSeq and is a predicted model, not a curated record. Gene Ontology annotation, molecular function: protein binding.
AUGUCACAGGAAGAAUUGCAGCAAGAACUCGACGCUAUAGAUGCCAUAUAUCCCGAAUUUUUAGAGCGUCUAUCCGAUACUCAAUGCAUGCUUAAGAUACCGGAGCAUGAUUCUAUAACUGUGCAUCUUUCAUUCCCCAGUGGCUACCCUACAGAAGCCGCACCACAGGUGCUGGAAGUUGAUGGAACUGGUGCGAAUAAAGCGCUUCGAGAAGAGUUUGAAAAAGUGAUGAAAACGGUUUGGAAUUGUGAUGUAUGUGUCUUUGAUUUCCUGUCUGAAGCAUCGGAAGUAUGCUCGAAUUGGAGCGAAGAUGAGCUCCGUGCACUAUCGCUGGAGCCUGCUGAAGACCUGAUGGCACAACAGUUAGAAAAUUUGGAACUUGAAAAGACCAUCGAAAAAUUGGACAUUACCUGGUAUCAAAGCGAACCGGUAGUGGAUCGCGGAUCAACUUUUAUAGCAUUCACCACCCAGGUCUCAAGUGAGGAUGACGCACGUUUGAAGCUGGAUCAGCUGCGAAUGGACCCAAAAGUGAGCAGAUGUCAACAUGUAAUGACCGCUUGGCGGAUUCAUGGCCCGGGCAAUGUGAGCUAUCAGGACUGUGACGACGAUGGGGAAACAGCUGCUGGCGGCAGAUUGCUGCAUCUACUGACGUUGAUGGAUGCUUGGGACGUUGUUGUUGCGGUCGCCAGAUGGUUUACGGGCACCCACAUCGGCCCUGACCGUUUCAAGCAUAUCAACUCUACUGCACGCGACGCAGUGUUGAAGGGCUCAUUCGUGGACGCUUCUAAGGCCGGCAAAAGAAAGAAAUAG